ACAUUACACACACACACACUAACAGACACAACGCAGCUCUGAUGAAGCAGGUUUAGGAGGGGAGGACAAACCAAGAUGGCCCUUUGUUUCCAUCUGAAAGGAGCGUAAAGUUAUGUUCAUUUGAAACUGGGAUGUGAUGAGGAGGAGGAAGAGGCAGGUCUGUCGGCUGCAGGAUUCCAUCACUCUUGGCAACCAUUAUUGAGUUACCACGGAAACGCUGUGCAAUGUUCUCUGCUUCUCCUUUGUCCUCCUCCAUCACUCUGCUCUCUCUCUCUCUCAUUCCAUCCCAUCUUUAUUGCUGGUCGACCUCCUCCUUGCGUUGCCACAGCAAUGGUCUGAGUCGGCUGCAGUGCUGGAGCGCAGAGCUGAGCCGUGAGCUGGUGAAGGAAGCCGUCAGCUUUUCACCUUGAUUUCUAUUGUUUUUGCUCUUUCACUUUGAAGUUCUCGUGACCUUUCACCCAUCCCGUUCCCUAACGGAUCAGAGGCCAUCAAUUUGGAUUGGCCGAGCUUCUCAGGUGACAUCACAGGAAGUUGGAUGAAGUUGGAAGAACUCAAGCACUCUCUGUUGCGACUGGCAUUGAUGUUUUCAGGACUCCUUCACUCUGAAAGACGUCUAGGUACUUUGCGGAGACCAAACUCUGCUCUGUGAACACAUCUCCAAACCCUAAAAGAGAUGAACGAGGAGGCAGAGGAGGCGCAGCUUCCUGAGGAGUUGCUGGAAGCUGAGAAGCAGGAGGUGCAGCAACAGGAGGACACACUGUCUGAGGAGUUGUUAAAGGAAGAGGAAGAUCAGGAGUCACCAGAAGAAGAGAUGGAGGAAGAAAUGGAAACAGAUGAGAUCCACAAAGAAGAGAUAAUAAAGCAAAGUGAGAAACAGAAAGAGCCGGAGGAGGUGGAGGAGAGAGAAAAGCUGCAGCAGCAAGAGGAGGAGGUGCAGGAUGAGGAGAUGUCACGCAUAGAAGAGCAGGACACGGAACAGGAGCGAGUGCAGGAUGAGCAGCAGGCAGAAGUGGUGGAAAAGGAGGAGGUAAAGGAGCUGCAGCAGGCUGAGGUAAAGGGGGAGGAGGAGGUGGUGCAGGGUGAAGAGAUGUUCCGGACUGAGGAACAGCAGCAGCUGCAGAAAGCAGAUGUGCAUCAGACUGAGGGGGCGCAGGACUUUGUAGACACUCUGGAGCAGAACCACAACAACCAGGUCCUGAUCCGACUGAGAGGAAUGCAGAAAUAUAAAAGUACAUCACAGAGACUGAAGGGGGUCCUGGAGCAGAUGGACCGUGGCGUUGUGGACCUGCAGGAGCUCCGCAGGAACCUGGAACUCGCUGCUGCCAUGUUGGACACUGUUUACACGGAUGAGACCAGGCGACUGUUGGACACCGAGGAUGAGCUCAGCGACCUGCAGGCUGAAUCAGUGCCCAGUGAAGUACGCGAUUGGCUGGCUUGCACAUUCAGUAGGAAGAUGGGUGUGUCCAAACGUCGUCCUGAGGAGAAGCCAAGAUUCAGAAGCAUUGUCCAUGCAGUGCAAGCCGGGAUAUUUGUGGAGAGGAUGUACAGAAGGACUUCCAACAUGGCUGGCCUGACCUACCCUCCCACAGCUCUGACAGCUCUGAAGGAGGUGGAUCAGUGGUCCUUUGAUGUUUUUGCCUUUCACGAAGCCACCGGAGACCACGCCCUCAAGUUCCUGGUCUACGACCUGCUGACCCGAUAUGACCUCAUCAACAGGUUCAGGAUCCCAGUGCAGGCUCUGGUGCAGUUUGUUGAGGCUCUGGAGAGUGGCUAUAGCAAACACAGGAACCCCUACCACAACCUGAUCCACGCUGCAGACGUCACGCAGACCGCCCACUUCCUGAUGCUGCACACUGGACUGAUGCACUGGCUCAGCGAGUUGGAGAUUCUCGCGAUGGUUUUUGCAGCAGCGAUACAUGACUUUGAACACACAGGAACCACCAACAACUUCCACAUCCACACCAGGUCGGAGGUGGCCAUCCUCUACAACGACAGGUCGGUGCUGGAAAAUCAUCACGUCAGCGCCGCCUACAAACUGAUGGCAGAGGAGGACAUGAACAUCCUGGUCAACCUUAACAAGGAUGACUGGAGGGAACUGAGGUCACUGGUGAUAGAGAUGGUGAUGUCCACCGACAUGUCCUGCCACUUCCAACAGAUCAAGACUAUGAGGAACGCCCUGACACAGACACUCGGUAUAGACAAAGUGAAAGUUUUGUCAUUGAUGCUUCAUGCUGCAGACAUCAGUCAUCCUGCCAAAGCCUGGCCGCUGCACCACCACUGGACUCACAGCCUGAUGGAAGAGUUCUUCAGACAGGGAGAUAAAGAAGUGGAACUUGGUCUUCCUUUUUCGCCUCUCUGUGACCGCAAAGCUACCAUGAUCGCCCAAUCACAGAUAGGUUUCAUAGACUUCAUAGUGGAGCCAACGUUCAGUGUUCUGAUUGACACAACAGAAAAAGUGAUUGGUCCUCUGAUAGACGAGGACAGGAAAGCUCGAGAGACUGGAAACAGGAGGUCCAGCCUAACAGGAAGUGGCUCAGUCACCGUGGAGUCAGUGCAGAGACACAGCUGUGGUCUCCAUGGGAACAGUGAUGAUGAACAGAUGGACUUUUCUCUAACGGCAAUCAACCUGUCGGCUUUGAGGCUCCACCUCUCCAACGUCAUCACCAGCAACAAGGACCGAUGGAAAGAGCUGUCUGUGCAUGAGCUGGCUGAUAAAGAGAAAGAGACAGAAGAGGAUGCAAAGACAUUAGACAUCCAACCUCAUGCUUCACCCAGCCAGAGCGGACACAACACUGACCAAUCCCAGCCAUCUGAUGGCUCCCCUCCUGUUGAAGAGCAUAGUGACAUGUCACCUGACCACAUGUCAAGUGAUCACCUGACCUGCAAUGGGGCAGGGGAGGAGAAGGGGGAGGAGGAAGAGGACGACAAAGUGCCUGAAAACGACUGACAGGACUCUGCAGCGAAUUCCCCACUGUAUCUAACUGUGGCUGAUCACCAUGGCAACAGGCGGCUCGGUGCAGUGACAACGAGAGUUCAGACUCCUCUGUGUAAACACAGCAGCUGACUCAGUGGCCCCUCAGUGGCCCUCAAAGGGCCUCUAGACUUUAUGUUUACAACCGACUAUGGACGUAUCACAUUCAAAGUGACAACAUUCAUCAGACUACAGCUUCUUAGCAGCUUCCUGCUCCACUCACAGUAGUACAAGUGUUUGUUACUGAAAUGCUGUCUGUCACGUAUGUGGAAAUGUUAAUAUUUAGAUGAAAUUAAAGGCAGUCAGGUGAGAAAACCAAAGAGUGUGUAAAAAUCAGACAGGCUACAUGUCUGUUAUUAGAAAGAAUGAAAUACGGAGCUGUUAAGAAGCUGCAGUGGAAGUUUUGUGAAAGCAUUCAGGUGCAGCGACAGGUGUCUCAGUUAUACACCACUUAUGAUAUGUGACGGGUGUGAGGGCUGGUUGCUGCUCUGCUCUUUGUUCAUGAUUUAAAUAGUCAACUAUUUAUUGUUUC
Melanotaenia boesemani (Boeseman's rainbowfish) is the source of this 3503-nucleotide messenger RNA. RefSeq names its product phosphodiesterase 1A, calmodulin-dependent (gene pde1a). The record is from RefSeq and is a predicted model, not a curated record. The transcript is spliced from 16 exons. Bases 674 to 2947 code for a protein of 757 amino acids. NCBI's taxonomy places the organism in Eukaryota, Metazoa, Chordata, Actinopteri, Atheriniformes, Melanotaeniidae. Gene Ontology annotation, molecular function: 3',5'-cyclic-nucleotide phosphodiesterase activity. Gene Ontology annotation, biological process: signal transduction.